This is a messenger RNA of Endocarpon pusillum Z07020, 1494 nucleotides long. RefSeq lists its product as uncharacterized. NCBI's taxonomy places the organism in Eukaryota, Fungi, Ascomycota, Eurotiomycetes, Verrucariales, Verrucariaceae. Gene Ontology annotation, cellular component: nucleus. The record is from RefSeq and is a predicted model, not a curated record. Gene Ontology annotation, molecular function: RNA binding. Bases 1 to 1494 code for a protein of 497 amino acids. The transcript is spliced from 6 exons.
AUGCUUCGGGUUCAGGUAUUGGUAAUCACCAACUACAAUCGCCUUUCGAGGAAUGCGCUUUCGCCCAUUCGUUUCCAGCCCAGUAUUCUAAGCGUGUACGACAGGGACCUGCCCAUCACGGCGUUGCCAAACGGAUUGCAAGAAUCGUCGCUGACCGAAGAGCCUAAGAGCGCCUUCAAUCCUCAGCAGUCCGACUCGGAGGCAUCUGCGUCAAACCCACCCUCUCCGCGCCCGCCCCCGUUCUCUUCUCUUUACUUUCCUCCCUUUUCAGAGCUACAACGCAUCAAAUCCGCCGUCACUGAAGCUGCUUGUGACCCUCUACUAGUCACUGCGCCGGCUCCCUCCUUUGAGGAGACCCUCGCCGAGGACGAGGCAGAGUCCAAAGCCACCGCUGAGACCAAAACCGCGUUACCAAGGGACACUAAGGGCGAGUCAUCAGGCAAGGGUGUCGACGACGGCGAACCUCCUCCACCAUACACUGAGGGUUCAAGUCCGCUUGAGUCAUUCACCUACGUCAUGGCUGCAGCAGGUGGAGCUGCAAGCAUCAUCACCCAAGUCCAACAGACUGGAGGCCCGCCAAUAAAUGCAUUGGGAGGAGGGGAAGCCGGAUCAGACGAGCACAUCACCCUCGACCUGCGGGGUACUCGCUUUACGCUAUCAAGGGAGGAACUCCUCACACUACCAGAAUUCGUGCUUUUGUCUCUUUUUCCAAAUGGUCUCCUGCCCGAUGGUCACAUGAACACUUUCCACGACGGGGAUGUGUACCCGAUUGAUGUAGGUUCUGAUAUGCAUGUUCUUGCUGUUCUUUGCAAUCCUUCUAUUUAUAUCGGAGAUGUAACCUCUUUUUCACAGUAUGACCCCGUAUCCCUUCAAUAUAUGUUAGAAUUCUUUCGUGGAGUUGCGCAGUCAAUACCCUCCUCGUCACCAUCACCCACCACGUCGCCCGAGCAUGAUCCCACCUCUGUUGAGCCUAUACAAGGCUCCGCCAGGGACAUGCUCCAGGAUAGAGCCGGCAUAAUUGUCCUGAGAGAAGAUUUGGACUUCUAUGUCAUCCCGCCAAAGCAGGACAUCGAGCAACCAGAAAUGAUCGAGAUCAAACGAGCUGCGGGGAAAUCAUUGCUGAAGCAGGAUGGGAUCUUCUCGGGCUUACGAAAAAGUGAAGAAACCGGUACGACUGAGCAGCACCUCAUUGAGAUGUUGACAGCUGGAGGCUUCGACCAUGAGGAUUGCUGGGGCCACCGGGCUGGGGAGCCAAAUAAAGCAGUAAUCUGCAGUCUAGCUCUGGCAAGAUUACGAACAGACAUCAAGGGCGACCUUACCGGCAACAAUGCUGUGGGAAUGGCGCAAAAGCUUUUGCUCUUCUGGCGGAAACCUGCAAGGAGGUGCUGGUGGGAAGGAGUAAACUUGGACAACGUGGACGGUGUGGAAGGAAAGUUGAAGGUGUGGAUCCGGCGGGUUUGGACAUUGGAAAUGAGCGUCAUUGGGCUGCGCUGA